This is a messenger RNA of Zingiber officinale, 1691 nucleotides long. Its product is annotated as protein ALP1-like. The transcript has a single exon. The record is from RefSeq and is a predicted model, not a curated record. Bases 44 to 1411 code for a protein of 455 amino acids. NCBI's taxonomy places the organism in Eukaryota, Viridiplantae, Streptophyta, Magnoliopsida, Zingiberales, Zingiberaceae.
UCGCCGCUAUUGCGCCCCCAAAUCUCGAUCGCUCGCCCAAUUCAUGAUGGCUUACCAGACUACUCCUCCUCUCUUCGCCUCCGCCGCUGCCUCCGUCGUCGACUACUACGAAGAAGACUUUUCUUAUUACUACUCCUUCUUCGAAGACGCCGCCGCCGCCACUGCCUCGGCUCCUCAGUCUUCAUUAUUGGCCCCCGCCGCUGACAUGGAGCAUAACUCCAAGAAACGUCCGAGGGUGGAUGAUCCCCUCCCGACACGGUUCGUAGCGAUCAAGCCUUCCGUGUCCUCUUCCCCACCGCCUCCCGAAUUCACAGAGGAGGAGGAUUCCAUAGCGCCGGCGAAGCCCCAUCAACGCCGCCUCUGGGUGAAGGACCGGAGUCGGGACUGGUGGGACCGGUACAACCACCCGGAUCUACCCGAGGAGGAGUUCCGGCAAGCUUUCCGGAUGUCCCGCGCCACCUUCGACUUCCUCUGCGACGAGCUCGGGUCGGCCAUCGCGAAAGAGGAUACGGCUCUCCGCGCCGCCAUCCCCGUCCGGCAGCGCGUCGCUGUGUGCGUGUGGCGCCUCGCUACUGGCGAGCCCCUACGACUCGUCUCCCGUCGAUUCGGGCUCGGCAUCUCCACUUGCCACAAGCUCGUCUUGGAGGUCUGCACCGCCAUACGUAACGUGCUAAUGCCGCGGACGCUCCUCUGGCCCGCUCCGGAAGCCGCCGCCGCCAUGGCGGCGCGGUUCGAGGCUCUCUCAGGGAUUCCCAAUGUGGUCGGCGCGAUGUACACGACUCACAUUCCCAUCGUCGCCCCCAAGGACAGAGUCGCGGCCUACUUCAACCGGCGCCACACGGAGCGCAACCAGAAGACGUCAUACACUAUCACUGUCCAAGGCGUGGUCGACCCCGACGGCGCCUUCACUGACAUCUGCAUCGGGUGGCCCGGCUCCAUGGCCGACGACCAUGUGCUCGAGAAAUCGGCCCUCUACCAGCGCGCUAACGGCGGCCAAUUGAGCCACCAGUGGAUUGUCGGCGGUGUCAGCUAUCCUCUGCUGGACUGGGUGCUCGUUCCUUACGCCCAACCGAACCUCACAUGGGCACAGCACGCCUUCAAUGAGAAGAUCGGGGACGUUCACAGGGUGGCGAAGCAGGCCUUUGCCAGGUUCAAGGGCAGGUGGGGAUGCCUGCAGAAGAGAACCGAAGUGAAGCUGUCAGACUUGCCGAUGUUCCUGGGCGCUUGCUGCGUCCUCCACAACAUAUGCGAGAUGAGAAAGAAGACGAUGGACGCCGAUAUGGAAUUUGAACUGGUGGACGACGAAGUGGUGCCAGAGAAUAGCAUCCGAACGAUGAGCGCCGUACAGACUAGAGAUAGCAUUGCCCACAACUUGUUGCACCACGGCCUUGCCGGAAUGGCCUCCUUGUAGGCUUUGCUGCAAGCCCAGCAAUCUGUUAUUCUCUCGUUCUGAAACAGAGAGAAGGAAAGAAAGCUCAUGUGGAAGGAAUUGUUGAUGCAGAGCAAUGGCUAAGAUUUGGGAGGAUCAAAACAAUAAUACUAUAGAUAGAUUGGUAAAUUAGACAUGUCUCAUAAACCAGAUUGUUUUUGGAUUUUUGGUGACUUGGUGUGUUGUUUUCUCAACGAGGAAAAAGAAAUGAGACUGAAUUCAUUCAGCAACAUGAACAAAACAGCAGAGUACUCUAUUUUGA